GGAUCAGUCACGUCUUAGCUCCAGCCUGCAAUGCUUCUGCUACUGAUUGGCUGCGAACGGAAGAGUUGGUUCAGUGGGGGUGGGGUGCCAUGUGUUCACCAGGCAGCAGUAGACAAUCUGUGCUGUUAAGGCAAUAGAACCGUGAACGAACGCUGAAUAGAUGACAGUUUAUGAAUGGCUUGGCAUUCCCAGAGAGGUCAGGGGAGGCAGUCUGGGGGAUUCUCGCAAAGAAAGUACGUGCCCAGGAGGCCCCUGGUCCAAAGCAACCGGUCUGUCUGUGGGGAGAAUGAAGUGGACCAGUUACUAGACCUCCUUUCUACUCUCAGCGAAGAUAGGCCUCCCUACUUAAGUGUCUCUGAUGAGGUGCUGGACAGGCACACAUCUGAGCCUGUCUUGAGACCGAAAAACCUGAGCCGCAACACUGACUUAACAGAACGUGGUCCCACUUGGAGUGCCAAGCUUGGGAAGUUGUCCCAUCAGGGAAGUGAGGAGAAAGGGUCAGAGGUCAAUUUGACUGACAGGGAUAUCCUUGUUCCUAUUCGGUUACAAGGGGGUGCUUCAUUGACCUCUGGUCAUCCUUAUGGCUCAAUUGCGGGUCGAGGUGAUGGUGGCAACUGUGUCAAUUGGCUUGGGAAAUGGGGCAGGGGACGUCAACAGCCAGUGGAGAGAGAAUGUGUCUCUUUUGUCCAAAAAUGCAACAGCGGUUCACUAGGUUCUACUUUUCCCGGAGAUGCUCCUUUCUACCCUGCAGUUCCCGACAUGCUAGACAGGCGUCAGGGGGAACAUGGAAAGCCUGCCUGUCCGAAGCAGAAUGAAAAUGUGUCAACAUUCCAGGAUCUACUAGAGUCCUCCUGGACAUCUGCGAGCUUGCAUAGGUCAAUGUUGGAUCUGGAGAUCGGCUUAUCAGUUGUGGAUCUAGGCCUACUACCCCAGGCACUGAAUACCUCUGGAGACUUGGCCUUAUCUCCUGUGAAUCUUGGAUCUCCUUUAGAUCACGAAUCUCAUGGCCCUAGGCCCUCUAUCUCUUGCAAUGCAAAAAUGUCAUGCUCCAUCAUCCACUGUCACAAAGGGGGCAGAAGGUGUUCUACCAGCAAGGAUGGGUCUUCCACAAGUCUAUAUAAGGCUAACAGGGAAACCGAGUUCUCUGAACUCCGUCUUCAAAGCGAAAUCGCAAAGAAUGCUGGACAACAAUCAACAAACAUCCAUUCUCCUAGUGUAUCAGUGAAGGCACACAUUAAACCAUGGAGGGAAGCUGAAAGAAAGGCAGAAAAGAAGACUGAUGUUUUUGCAAAGGCAGACAAGAAGACUGAUGUUUUUGCGUCGACCAUGCGUGGCUCAGAUUUCCCAAGUAAUAUGUACUUUUUACCUGCAAGCCUCUCUCAGUAUAGCUUCAGCGGUAGACAAAACAGCACAGAGGUGGCGUACCCUGAGCAUAAUACAAAAUGGUCCAAUGAAUUCUCAGGUCAAGCUAAGUCCGAUUCAGUGGACACUGUGCAUAGUUUUUACCCUACUUUAAAAGGGGUGGAGGAUUUGUUUGAGGUGCCGAGAGUCACAACAAGUAAUCCAGCUGUGUCACAUUCUCUCUUGUGGGAAGAAAGACUUGGAAUCACUAAGAAUUUGGGUCAAAUUACCCUCUCGGACAGAGAGAGGGCAGCUCACCUGAAGCGAAGCACUCCGAAUGCCUCAAGCCAAGACAACAGAGAGGGCCUCUCUCUGCUCCUCCAUAGCCAUGGCAGAAGAACUCCUGGGUCAACUACUCCUGAAAGGCAAUGUCAGAGCGACCCAUUAGUUACAACACACACAGGCACAUUGCAUACAUUGACAGGAGGCGCCAGUGGUGAAUUUCUUGGUGAAAGAGAUCUGUCUGCAGUUCAUCAGUCCUUGCCUACGCCUAUUGACGCAGUAGAGAUUCAUAGCCCCAGUCUUGUGGAGACAAUAGAGGACAGCAGGUGGCUGGCACUCUACAGAUUCAGACUGCAGUUGCGCUGCUUCAGGACAUGGGACCAUCAGUGGAGGUCACACACACGGGCCAGACUCCAGCACCGGAGACACUUCCUGAGGACCGGCCUCUCUGCCCUGAGGUGGGCUGUGGUGACCCGACGUGCCCAGACAGACACCCUUGCCAGGAGGACGGAUGCCCUGACCCUCGCCCACUGUUUCCAUCGGUGGAGGACGUGUGUGGGACAGAUGCAUUGUCUCAACGUGAGCCCUGGCUCUGUGCGGGGUGACAUUGGGGUCGUGUGCCUGCUGAGGAGACUGACCCAGCCCAGCAACACCCUGGUCCUGAGGACGGCCUACUGUGCCUGGAGGAGCCACAUCCAGGGCAUGCAGCUCGGCAGGGCAUCGCUCAUACACUACCAUCUGACUCUGCUGUUUAAGCACUGGCUGGUGUGGAGGCAGGCUGGUGUGAGGCUGCAGGCGUGGGCGCUGCAAGCCCAGAGGGCAGCCCUCCACUGGGACCACAGGCAGCAGAGUCAGGCCUACGCCUUGUGGAGAGCUGCCUGGGUCACAGCACGUCUGGCCACAGAACAGCACAGGAGGGUUGCCCAGCGCUGGCGUGAGCGCACACACGGAGCCCGGUUGCAGCGCGUGUGUGUCGAGGCCGAACAGGUGCUCUCCAGACAAAUUUUAGCAGUGGCCUUUGGGAGGUGGCACCAGGAGUUUGCCCGGGCAGACUGCGGGCACAGACUGGUGCAGAGGUGGCACGACCUGCUGGAGUGGAGGAGGCUGCAGGAGGCGUUUACAUCCUGGAACCGCAGGGUCCUGGUCAGGAGAGGGGCCCUAGAGAUACAGGAGAGAAGGCAACGGGCACAGCUCUCACACAUCCUGCGUGGCUGGCGGGGUGUGGCCGAGCGCAGGGCGGCGUGCGUGUGUUACUGCAGCGAGAGGAAUGACCGGAUGGCCGCACACACCCUGCAAAGCUGGAGGAGAGCCACAGCGCUACGGUCCCGACACACACGCCUCCUCACACACCUGCUGGAGAGGAGGAGGACACAGGCGCUGACCCUAGGGACACUGACAGAUGUUGUAGGGAAUAUGAGGCCGAGUGAGGCGGUGACGCCAAGGUUGUAUGGUGGUGCCAGGCUCCUCACAUUGGAGGAGUUGUGUGACAACCUGCAGCUCCAGACAAGCCUUCACUCCUGGAGGAGGGAGAAGAGCAAGCUCCAGCUAGCCAGACUGUACUGUGUGGCCCGGGCGAGGGAGCAGGUGAGAUUGGCGCUGCGGCGUUGGCACGAGCUGGCGUGGGAUUCCCAGGCCUGCAGGAUGCACAGGUUCAGGACUAGACUGGCAGUGCUGGAAUCCUCUUCCUCUGGGUUCGGCAGCACCUCUCCCCUCUCCCUGAAACUUGCUGUGGCAGAGCAUAACAUCAGCACGGAGCUCAGCGAUUGGUCAAACAGCUCCUCUUCAGCACAGAUGGACAGAGGACGCCCCCUACUGGCCUCAUCCCCAUUGGAAAGUCUCAAGACCUGCUUCCAGGUCGAGAACCAUGUUGAUUUUGCAGAGGGUGACCAAACCUUCUGCCUCUUGCAUCAAAGUCUCCCAGAUCACAAGAGCUCACCCAGAUUAAAGGGUGUCAUGGGGAGUGUGGUGGGCCGGAUGCUACGUCCCUCCCUCAGUGUGGCCUUCUCUCAGUGGAGGGACUAUGUCAGAGUCGGCAGGGAGCAGCGACGCCUCAUGGGCCUGAUGGCAGAUGUCCGCAGACGGGCCAUGCUUGGCACCGCCCUCAGCCUGUGGAGGAGACACACCCAGAGCCUCAGCACCGCAGCCAUACAGAUGGAAACUGCAAUUCUGACUUUCUCUGUGGCUCACUGGAGAAGGGUGGUCGCUCACCAAAGGUCAAAGGUCACCCUGCAGAGGAUGGCCGACGACUUCCACACCACGGCAGUCCUCAGGAGCUGCUUCUUAACAUGGGAGAAAAAGCGGACGUUGAUUAGAGUAAGGCCAGACCCGGAGGCCCGGGCCCAGCUGGUGAAGAGGGCGGUGUGGCUGCGGAGGAGAGGAGAGAGACAGAGGACCCACAGCACCUUCACCCUCUGGACAGCACGCCUCAGACAAAGCCAGGCCGUCACCGCCUUCUACACACACACCACGCUCACCAGGGUGUUUACGGCGUGGGAGCAAUGUGUCCACUCCCAGAGGGAGAUGAGCGCCCUAGCCCGGGCCCACCUCCACCAGAGGCUGCUUGGCCAAGCCCUGGCCCACUGGAGGGAGUCUGCCACCCGCAGCCUUGAGUUCCGCAGGAGAGGCCAGGAGAGACUGGCGCUGUGGGCCAGACAGAAUCUGCAGCACUGGAGAGAUCAUACCCAGAGGAUGUGUGAGCUGAGACAGCUACUGGGUCAGUACGUGGAGAGUGAGAGAAGGGCAGCGAAGAAGAGAGCUCUACACACCUGGGUCCAGGCCACUGUGAAUGUCAGGAAAGCCCAAGACGUACACCAGCAGGCUUUCAUGAGCAGUUGUUUCGGCCUUCUACUCAGACUACUGCAGCGAUGGCACGCCCAGGCCCAACGCAGCGCCAGAGAGCAGAGUGCCAUCAUAGCCAUGAAGACGCAGAGGCACAGAAGAACUCUGCUUGCGGCUUUUACUACCUGGAAGGAGCGUUUCCUCUACCAGCAGAGCUUAGCCAGGGCAGCAGCACGCCACUGGAGACAGAGGGCACUUGAAAGCAAGGCAGCGAGCCACCGCGUCACCUGUCUGACCUGGUAUUCCUUCACCCGGUGGAGAUGGGCGCUGCACAGACGGAGAGACAGGUGCCAGCGGGCGAGGGUGCUGGGCAGGGAGUGGGCGCGGCGCGCCAAGCAGAGCGUGGAUGACCAGGAGAGGGCGACGGAGCUCCUUCAGCAGAGACAGAGGAGAGACGUCGCAGAGAGGUUCUACUACUGGAUCACAGCCCAUCAGUCCUCACUGACCAGUUUGGUAUUCCACAACCAGACUCUGUGCAAGAGGGUUUUCCAGGGCUGGCAAGCCUACACCGGCCCUGCACUAGCACGUAAGCACAAAGUUGCCAGGUUCCAUCUUGGCAGAGCCAGGAGGCUGGUGGCCCUGUGUUUUACCCACUGGAGGAGUGAGCUGGAGCAGGCUCGAAACAGACUGAAGGUCCUGGAGCAGAGACUGAAACACAUACACUUCAAACUCACUGCUGUCACCAUGAACCACUGGAGAACGGCCACUAGAGGGUGCAUAGCGCUCAAACACUUCAACAGAGGGACAAUACGCCAGUGUUUUGAUCACUGGAGGGAGAGGACGCGCACAUCCAGAGCAGUCACUAUACUGUGUGUACAGAGAGAGAGGAGAGGGGCACGUGAAGUUCUGUUAUGUUGGUGGAAGUGGACUAAAGAGUCUAGAUGCCAGAGGCAGAUGGAGGAGGCAGUGUGGCUGUGGCUGGAGGGUCGCAGAGUGACCAGAGCCUUCCAACUGUGGCUCAGAGUCCACCAUCGCCUCCAAGAGGCCUCACGGCUGGGACGGGCUCACCUAAUGCGCAGGUCUUUUCGGGUCUGGCGAGGGGUAGUGACGGAGAGCCUGUCAACUUUUCAGACGGCGGAGUCACGGCUACGCACCCACCAGACCCAAUCAGCUUUCAGUGUCUGGAGAAGGCGCACCGUGUCCCAUAAUCUCUUAAGUGACCUGGUCCAGAGAACUAAAUCCAGGCAGAGGAGUCGUCUGCUGAGAUCAUCUCUCCACACCUGGCACCAAGAGGUCCAGUUGCGUAAAAGACUAUCUCUACACCUCUCACAGAAGUACUUUGCCUGCUGGGUGAACAGAAUUGGCAUCAGACGCAUUGAAAGGAAGAAUCAGUUGGAGGCUAGACUGAGGGAGUGUCUAUGGUGGUGGCGUUUAGGUGUGCUACUGAAAAGAGCUCGGAGGAGACUCACCCAGGUGUUGUGGGUCAGCUGGAGAGACCAGACCGCUGCUGCACUCCUACUCAAGACCCUGCACACUGACCGACUGCAGCAGGGGGCGUGGCUGAUAUGGAGGAAGAGACGCAUCAGAACCCGGGUGUCUGAGACCUUUGCCGCGCAACUGGACCAAGCCCUCAUUGCGCAGGUGUUCAACAUGUGGCGGCAGAAGCAUGCUCUUCGCUCCACAGCGACCGACACGUGACCUACGGUAUAGGGAGAAGUAGCUGUCCUCUGCUCCGUCAACCCUUGGCCUCUCCCCCCAACUCCUAGCCCCUAUAUGGUAGGGGAGAUCACGAGUAGUGUGUGGCUUUUCACCAUACUACCAGUACAGCACUUCAUAUUUCAAAAUAGAGGUUCACUUUUUGGUUUCUUGGGUCAAUGUCAUCUGGCAACAGUCAUUGCUCACAUUUCAAAUGUAUUGUUUUGAAAACAUGUGCCAACCAUUCUCAUAGAUGUUGGCUUUUACCUCCUUUGAAUGCUCUUAGAAGUGGAAACUAGUGUGGGGAAACUACUAAGAACAGCUUUGAGACAUAAUAGAUACACUGUUCAUAUUUCACACUAUUAAUCCUGGAAAGCAGCACACUGUGCGUGAGUGCCACUAUUAGAACUAAUUUAACUCCAGUAUUUGAAAUUCUUUCACAAUAAAUUACAUUCUGUGUAGACUUUUGUUUUUGUGAUUCCCAAUUGAACUGUGACUGUCUUAAUAUAACUUUGAAAUUGUAAUCAGAAUAUGAAACAAUCACUAUGUCCCAUAUUCUCUCCCAUAUGUAGAAAUAAGCAGACAAAACAGAAUAAAGUGGAUAGGUAGGUAGAA
Oncorhynchus gorbuscha (pink salmon) is the source of this 6711-nucleotide messenger RNA. RefSeq lists its product as uncharacterized. The transcript has 28 exons. The coding region runs from base 175 to 6099 and encodes 1974 amino acids. NCBI's taxonomy places the organism in Eukaryota, Metazoa, Chordata, Actinopteri, Salmoniformes, Salmonidae. The record is from RefSeq and is a predicted model, not a curated record.